AUGGAUAUCAAACGUGAGAAGGACUGCAACUUUAUCACAGAUUUGACACUCGGACUCGUGGAGACACUGAGAACCGUGGGCGGCGUGCAGGACGUGUGCGUGGUGGUGCGCGGGGGCGUGGACAGGGCGGCCGUCGUGGCGUGGGAACAGCGUCACAACGUCGUUCUUCCGGCCACGUUGAGGGCUCUUUAUACGGCCACCGACGGAUUCAAGCUCACCUGGAACUAUGCGACGGCAGGCAAAGUCCUCCCCCUGGGCAACAUGGAGAUCCACCCCCUGGGCCGCGUAAACCGCCUGGGCACCGGCAGGGGGAGCGGCGACCCCCUGGCACCUUCCAUCACGGACUUGGCACUGGCCGAGGAUGCCAACUCCUCCUCCCCCCCCAUCGACGCCGGGCGGUCUGCGGGCGCGAGGUCCUCCCACGCCCCCUCCUUCCACUCGUCCAAGAUGUUCGAGGUGGAUUUCUGCCAGGGAUACGGACGCGUCGUGGUGGCCUACCCAGGACGAGGGGAGUCCUUCAGCGAGGGGUCAUUCUGGUUCGUCGACCUCUCCCUCAGGCCUCACUUCCUCGCGCAGGACACCAACACCUACUGGCGCCUGAUGUUGGCCCACCUCGGCAUGCCGCAGUGGCAGCCGCUCGUCGCCGGCUUGGGACUCACGCCGUGGGCCAGGCAAUGGUACGAAGUCGUGGCGGGGUACCUCCUGGAGGGCCCCCGGACGCCGCGCCUCUCCCAGGGCCCCGAGCUCGUCAACAAACUGGACUGGUCCGUGUUUAAGACCAAGAAGUCCCACAAGGCUAAGCUCACCAAGGACGCUGCUCCUGCUACCAAGGACGGGCCCGCUGCUGCUUCGAAGGAGUCGUCGACGUCAGCUGGUGGAGGAGGAGGCGCUGCAGAUACUGACUAUGCCCGGAUGCCCUUCCUGACGCCAACCUUCUCUAUUUACUAG
Molecule: messenger RNA, 948 nt
Organism: Penaeus indicus
Lineage: Eukaryota; Metazoa; Arthropoda; Malacostraca; Decapoda; Penaeidae
Product: tubulin polyglutamylase complex subunit 2-like
Exons: 6
Coding region: 1-948 (315 amino acids)
Biological process (GO): protein polyglutamylation
Source: RefSeq, a predicted model, not a curated record